Molecule: messenger RNA, 1649 nt
Organism: Schistosoma spindalis
Lineage: Eukaryota; Metazoa; Platyhelminthes; Trematoda; Strigeidida; Schistosomatidae
Source: the annotation of a GenBank genome assembly
AUGCUAUACAGUCCAACUAUCCUUGGUGUCACUGUUGCAGACAAUGAAUUUGAACCAAAUGAUAUCUUAUCUACAUUUCCAUUCACUACAGUUGCUGAAGCUAAUAAUGUUACUGACGGAAAGUUUUCGACUGUAACCACUGAGGAUUUAAACAACAUGGUAGUAUCCACCGAUAUUUCGAUUCCAUCUGGGAAGACUAGCUUGCUUAAAGUCGCUACAGAUCAUCGACAAAGAGAAGAAUUAGUUGAUCAAAUUACCACUGAAUUGCUAAAUCAACUUGUCUCUGAAGCUAUCGAUUCUACGUUGAAUGUUCGAAAAUCCAACUUUCAGAUUAAAUCUCUUGGAGAUUCGGAAAGUGAUGAUGAUGAGGAUGACUUGUUAGACGAUGAAUUUCAUCCAAGAUCUUCAGAAUCUCAAUCUUCUUCGGAUGAUUCGGUGCCUUUAUUAGAUCUGGGAUUAAAAGCACGUGAAGAUUAUGAAGAAAAGAGUCCUGAAACAGUUAAAUCUAAAAUCUGUGUUACUCCAGAGGCGUCAUAUACCGCAGAUAAUAUUGAAGGGCUAUUUGCUGAUACACCAGACAGAACACAGCCAUUGAUUCAUCUUGCUGUCAAACAUUUUUGGGAUGCCAAGUUGAAUGCAAAGAGUGAAUGCGAAGAAGUUGUCCUACUGAAAGCUUCUAAUAAUCCUCCACCGGAAUUCUCAGUUGAUUAUUAUGACGAAGCAGAUCUCGAAUUGUUCAGGACUCAAUCAAAUGUAAAAUUUAUAAAUCGUGCUUUAUUGUUUGAUUUGAUAAGUGAAAUUAUACAAAGGAUUUAUGUUGGUGAGAAUAAUGGUGUUGAAUUACAAGAAAGGUUAAUUAAUAGCACUAACUCAUCUGAAUCGAAAACGUUUCAUCGCGUUUCAAGUGCUCAGUUUCGGCUUUGGCGUGGUCCUUGUCCACCAACCACUUACAAUCGUCUAUUGACUAUUGUUCAAUCUGAAGUUUGUCGAGAAUUGAAUCUUAGAAUAGAAUCUAAAUCGGAAAUACUUAAUCACAGUGGUAAUAAAACAAAAUAUUCUGGUUUAAAUGAAGUGAUACCGUCUGGUGCACGUUUAUCUCGUUUAGUACAAUGGACAUUAGCCAAAAAAUCAUGGUUAGAUCGUGUAUUAGACGUGGAAUUACGUGCAGAUGAACCAAGUUGGUUAUCGUAUGUGCCAGAAGAACGUGAGAUUAAAAUGAAGUUAGCUCGGGAACUAUGGGAGGAUAUACUAGACGAUGCUUUGAAUUCUGUUCUAGUCUCAAAUGCUUGCCAUUUGUCCAAGUAAUUUAUACAAGAUCAUUCUGUUUAGCGUGUCUAAUUUUGUUGAAACUGUAAUUUGAUUUUUUCUGAUAUCUAAAAUAUCAAUUUGAAACUACUGUGAUAUGUAUUUUUUAGUGAUCAAAUGCUUUUAUACAAAAAUAUGUGACUAUCAAAUGUGUAGAACAGAGGAAAUAUUGUUUGUAUCUCAGAUCUCACCUUUUGUUGUUCCCACUUCCUCUCAGCCAUAUCAAUUAUCCGUAAACCGAACAGAAUAUCAACAGUCAUAUACGAAUAAUUUAUAUUCUAUUAGCUUUUGUACAUAUAUAUUUUUUUGCGCAUGUUUUUUUCUCCCUUCCUGUCCACUACCAA